CUCGGCAUGGCAAGUGCUUUAGAGACCCUAUGUGGCCAGGCCUACGGUGCAAAACAAUACCACAUGCUUGGAGUGUACCUUCAGAGAUCAUGGAUUGUCCUAACAAUCUGCUCCAUCUUUCUAGUUCCUCUGUUCAUCUUCACUGCGCCACUUUUAAGGGCCCUAGGGGCAGAUAAACUUGCAGAGGUCGCUGGAGAAAUUUCACUUGGGUUGAUCCCGAUCCUCCUUGCCUUCGUCAUAUCUUUCACCUGCCAAAUGUUUCUCCAAGUGCAGAGUAAGAACAUGAUCAUUGCAUACACAUCGGCAUUAUCAGUGGUGGUUCAUUUGUGCCACUCGUGGCUAUUGAUUGUGAAAUACAAGUUUGGAAUUCUGGGUGCUAUGACUUCCACCAUUUUGGCAUAUUGGAUUCCUAAUAUAGGACAACCCGUGUUCGUGAUUUGUGGAGGUUGCCGAGAUACAUGGAAGGGUCUAUCGAGUUUGGCAUUUAAGGACCUAUGGCCAGUGAUCAAGCUCUCACUAUCAUCCGGCACAUCCAUUUGUCUCGAGCUGUGGUACAACACUGUGUUGGUUCUUCUAACAGGCAACAUGGAAAAUGCGGAGGUUUCCCUCGAUGCGCUCGCCAUCUGCCUCCACGUUAGUGGUUGGGAAAUGAUGAUCUCUUUCAGUUUCUUGGCUGCAGCAAGUGUUCGAGUAUCUAAUGAACUUGGAAGAGGGAGCGCAAGAUCAGCAAAGUUCUCAAUCAUGAUCGUAGUGCUCACAUCCUUCGCCAUUGGAUUUGUUCUCUUUGUGUUCUUCCUCUUCUUCAGGGGGCGUCUGGCUUAUAUUUUCACUGAGAGCAAUGAAGUCGCCAAUGCCGUGACUGAUUUAUUUCCUCUUCUGGCUAUUUCCAUACUUUUGAAUAGCGUCCAACUGGUGCUUUCUGGAGUAGCCGUUGGAGCUGGUUGGCAAAGCAUUGUAGCCUAUGUCAACAUCAUUAGCUAUUAUCUAGUGGGGAUUCCCGUGGGAGUGGCGCUUGCCUAUUUUCUAAAUAUGCAAGUGAAGGGCGUGUGGAUUGGAAUGCUGUUCGGAACUUUUGUUCAGACUGUAGUAUUGAUUGUUAUUACCUGCAAAACUGAUUGGGAUAAGCAGGUUCGCCGGAUUUUACCAUUCUCCAUCAAUUUCUGACGAUUGUGAAUUUGUGAGGAUCAAUAAGUCUCAACAUCCUUCUGCAGGUAUUACUAGCCCAAACACGUGUUAAU
This is a messenger RNA of Eucalyptus grandis, 1238 nucleotides long. Its product is annotated as protein DETOXIFICATION 21. NCBI's taxonomy places the organism in Eukaryota, Viridiplantae, Streptophyta, Magnoliopsida, Myrtales, Myrtaceae. Gene Ontology annotation, cellular component: membrane. Gene Ontology annotation, biological process: xenobiotic detoxification by transmembrane export across the plasma membrane. The record is from RefSeq and is a predicted model, not a curated record. Gene Ontology annotation, molecular function: antiporter activity; xenobiotic transmembrane transporter activity.